AUGAAAAAACAUAUUUCUUGGCAUGGCUUCUCGUUGGUUCAUUCGCUAUGCACAAGUCUUUCUACAUCAGCUGAUGUUUUUAUCAGCAUUGACUGUGGAUCAUCAUCCCCGUUCAGAGACGAAAACGGGAUAGCUUGGUUGGGGGACGACAAAUACGUGCAGAGUGGCGAAUCCCGUUCCGUCAAACCUCUAAAUUCCAGGCCCAGCGUCAAAGAUACCCUGAGGGUGUUCACUACUCGGAACAAGAACUGCUACCACAGCGACUCUGUGAAGAAGGGCCGCGUCCUCGUGCGUGCUAGCUUUUACUACGGGAACUAUGAUGGCAAGUCUUUUCCUCCCACGUUUGAUCUCCACUUCGACGGAAACUUCUGGACUAAUGUCCAGACGUCGAUUACAGAGUUCUACUACUAUGAGGUGACUUAUGUACUCAAGAGGGAAUCCAUCAGCGUGUGUCUUGCUCAGACGAAACCGGGCCAGUUCCCCUUCAUAUCGGCUCUUGAAGUGCGCAGUUUGGAGUCAUCUAUGUAUAACUAUGUCAACGACAGUUAUCCGUUGCUCGUGUGGAAAAGGGUUGCUUUUGGCUCAAAUAAGGUUCUUAGGUUCCAGGAAGAUCCGUACGACAGACUAUGGAAUGUUGGACUUUAUGGGAACGGCUCAAUCCCAGUUUCGGGUGAUGCCAUCUUUACUCAGAGGCCAAAUGUAAUCGAUAAUCCACCACCUGCGGUGCUCAGGAAUGCAAUCACUGCAAAAACCCCGAACACAAGCGUAGAAUUGUUGAUGGGAUUUCCUUCUUAUGAAAUCAAUGUCUACAUAAACUGGUACUUCUCUGAAGUUACUCGGUUAGGACCAGGCCAGAAUCGGUCCUUCAGGAUUUUCAAGGAUAACGAGUCCUACUCGGAACCAAUCAUUCCUCUUUACGGAGAUUGUGUUGAGAUGAUACUGGACAGUGCAAAUGCAGUUUCAUCGAACACCACAUUCUCUCUUGUGCCCACCAACGUCUCUACGCUUCUCCCACUCAUUAAUGCUCUGGAAAUAUUUCAACUCCCGGACGACAAGUUAACUGAUGGUACCAACAAGAAAGAUGUUGAAGGCUUAGCUUCUCUGCAAGAGAGAUUUAAAUUAUUGCAAAGUUGGACAAGCGAUCCUUGUCUGCCAGCACCUUAUACAUGGGAUUGGAUCAAAUGCAGUCUUGAUCCUAUUCCGCGAGUAACAGCACUGCUUCUUAAUGGCUACGGCCUGUCAGGGUCGCUUCCGGAUUUUAGUUCCAUGGAUGCUCUUCAAACAAAAGAUGUUCAGAACAACAGAUUGCGAGGGCCUAUACCUGAUUUUCUUGGGACAUUGCCCAACCUAAAAAUAUUGAAUCUUGCUGAUAAUCAGUUCAAUGGCAGUGUGCCAGCCUCCUUGUCAACAAAAAAGGGCUUAAAUCUAACGGUAUCUGGGAAUCCUGGGCUGUAUCGUAUGCUGUCUUGGAUCGAAUGCAGCAACGACUACCCUGUGCGUCGUGUCACAUCUCUGUGAGUUUUAUG
Molecule: messenger RNA, 1526 nt
Organism: Salvia hispanica
Lineage: Eukaryota; Viridiplantae; Streptophyta; Magnoliopsida; Lamiales; Lamiaceae
Source: RefSeq, a predicted model, not a curated record